Molecule: messenger RNA, 210 nt
Organism: Aspergillus niger
Lineage: Eukaryota; Fungi; Ascomycota; Eurotiomycetes; Eurotiales; Aspergillaceae
Exons: 2
Coding region: 1-210 (69 amino acids)
Source: RefSeq, a predicted model, not a curated record
AUGUUGCUACUGAUUCUGGCAGUGUGGGCCUGGCUGGUCUCACCAAUUUCAGUGACUGCUGCAAUUAUGAACUUGGGUGAGAGCAGAGAAAGCAAUGCCGUCAAGGUUGGGGACAUCCAGGUAUUUUGGAAGGUUGUGGUUCCUAUUGGAGUUGAAUCCUAUACUUUGAGGGCGACGCGAAAGGCAAGUCGCUCUAGGAGGUAUCGUUGA